Oppia nitens is the source of this 836-nucleotide messenger RNA. Its product is annotated as chymotrypsin-1-like. Gene Ontology annotation, molecular function: serine-type endopeptidase activity. The record is from RefSeq and is a predicted model, not a curated record. The transcript is spliced from 3 exons. Lineage: Eukaryota; Metazoa; Arthropoda; Arachnida; Sarcoptiformes; Oppiidae. Bases 45 to 818 code for a protein of 257 amino acids. Gene Ontology annotation, biological process: proteolysis.
UUAUCAAUUAAUAUACAAUACUGUAUACACUAACUAAACACACUAUGUUUGAUAAAUUAUUAUUAUUGUGUUUAAUAUUAUUUCAUUGUAUAAUAAUUUCAAAAUCCAAUAUAUCAUUGGAUGAAAAGAUUAUCGGUGGCAGACCAUCAUAUAUACAACAGUUCCCAUAUCUAGCACUGUUGGGAAUUACAAUAUCAAAAGAUGAGUAUUGUGGUGGCACUAUCAUUGGUAAAUAUUGGGUACUAACCGCUGCCCAUUGUGUAUAUGAUAAAAGUACAAACUAUAUAGCUAGACCGGAUCAGAUUAGAGUUAUUGUUGGCAGAUCUACGUUUAGCGGUUUUGAUGGCCAAGAGUAUCAGGUCCAACAGGUGAUUGUCAAUGAACAAUAUAGUUACGAUCCAGCAUGCACAAACGAUAUAGCCCUACUUCAGAUUACCCAACCAUUUGUAUUUAGUAAUACGGUUACCACUACUAGAUUAGCCAGUGGUCAGGUAGCUGAUGGAACCUGGGGUAUGGUUAUGGGAUGGGGUCAAUUGGCUAAUGGACAAACUGGUGAACAAUUGCAAUCAGUACCAACCAGAACAUUCAAUAUAGAUAAGUGCCAGCAAAUAUGGGAUGUACCUAGUUCAAAUAUAUGCACAUUGAACAGUCCAGGACGUGGCAUAUGUUUUGGUGAUUCAGGUGGACCAUUAAUGAUAAAUGGUGUACAAUAUGGAAUAGCUUGUGGUGUACCGGUUCCCUGUGCUGACGGACGACCCGAUAUAUUCACUAGUAUUCCUGUAUAUCGCUCAUGGAUUCAACAAAAAACAGGAAUUUAAUGUUUAAUUUAAUAAUAU